Molecule: messenger RNA, 23237 nt
Organism: Cercospora beticola
Lineage: Eukaryota; Fungi; Ascomycota; Dothideomycetes; Mycosphaerellales; Mycosphaerellaceae
Source: RefSeq, a predicted model, not a curated record
GUCAACGCGACACGCUGUAUAUGCUGUACAGCUGCGAACAUUCACCGACAGCCGUUACGCGACACGACCGACUACGACGACGACACCACGAGCUCACCGAGAGCUACGAUAAUUGCCACGACGCACGCGCGCUUAGGAUCCUGGGAACACAGUACUCGAGAGGUACAGGACCGAGACGCGACUUUCAGCACCAAUUCCCUAACGACGACCAUGUGGAAAGCAGCGUUUACCGGACGCAGCGAGAAGGGCGGCGACCGAGAGCGAGACACACAAAGUACAUCUGGCCGCUCGGAAGUACGGCGCAAGAAGAGCAGUAGAAGCACGCGCGGAGAUGUCGAUGAUACUGGCAGUGUGAUGAGCGGGACGUCAAGACGACACAGGAGUAGCCGCCACGAGAGCAGCUCGCGAUACGGCGAUGACGAUGAUCGCGUGAAGAGCAGCUCGAGAUAUGAAGACGAUGAUCGCGAUCGCAUGCAGGACAGUUCGUACUACUCUGGUGGCCCUCCGUCCGUGUAUGGCAGUGCUAUGAGUUAUGCGAGUCCGGGAUCGGGCUCGUACGCCACUGCGCCAACGAGUCGCGUGAGUGGAGAGACGAGACCGCUCACCGCAAGUGCAUUACGCAUGCUCCCAGACGACGAUGGGGACGAGGAUGACUGGGAGGACGACGAGAAGACGGUCAAGAGCGAGCGCAGGCGGAAGAAGCGCAGCCCGAGCGACGAGCGAGAGAAGAGGCGCAAGAGCAGUGGCAAAGAGAAAGAGAGGAAGCGCAGCUCGAGUCGCGAGCGCAAAGACAAGACGCGCAGUGAGAAGUCCAAAGACAAGUCAUCGUCACGUCGAAGUGAGCCAGAAUUGGUGACGGACAGUUCGCGAGCCAUUCCCGCCAUGGGCAGUUUUGAGCAAUUUCCUGGACAGUACGGCGGAGGAGUCAUGGGCCAGCACCAGCAGCCCGAAUAUACCAUGUCUGGUGCUCUGCCAAAUGUCGUGCCUCAGUCACAAUUUCCUGGUCAAGAUCAUCCCGCACCCUACGAACAACCCGCGCCGCAGUUGGGCAUUUCUCGCGCUGACAGCUACGGCCACGCCGCCGACUACUACUUGGAUGAAGGCCAGUCGGUCGCCUUCCAGCCAGGUUUCCGUGCCAGCACACCAAACAUGCUCGUCAACCCCGACCACCAUUUGAUGGCUGCUUCUAGCGUUCCCGUGCCGGCGCAAGACACAGGCAAUGGAAGUGCAGCCGAUUUCUACAACGACACCACCUCUUAUUCUGCGCCCGUCACACCAGCACGUCCAACAGCGAAACCUGGAAAGCAAUCAUCCUCGAGCGCAUCCAAACCUUCGAAGACAUCGAAACCAUCGCGCACGUCUUCAGGCACCGCCGUUGCUGCAGGCUUGGCAGGCGUUGCGGGUGCUGCUGCGGUGAACAAGAUUGGCAAGAACGGCAGGACUUCAUCCUCACACCACCACUCACAAUCCGAGUACACGACAUCAAGCUCUUACCAGUCGCGUCCAAGCGACUAUCCACCCACGCUGCCUUCCAUGACUUCGCAAUCCCGACCAUCGCGCCACUCCUCUGACGGGAACGUCUACUAUGCGACGACUUCACAUGGCUCGAACGGCGCCGGAGCCUCCAUCGCUGGAUCGAGCGCAUACGGACCGAGCUACGAGAACACUUACGGAACCGGCAAUGUACCAGGUAAGACUACUAAUCAUUCUAACGCAGGACUUUACACAGCAGGCGCCGCGGCGGCCGGCGCAGCAGCCUACGGGAUUUAUCAGAACCAACACAAGCACGGACGACACGACUCGAAUACGGCUGUCGCGGGCGACUACGGCGGGAACGGUCAAGGACCACCGCGCUCACCACGACCGGCAGGAUUCUCUGGAGGCUACUACCCACCAAACGGCAACAACAGCGGUGGCAUGAUGCAACAAGGCCACUAUCACGAGCACAAGGGACCAAUGACGAAGCUAAAGGAUGGUCUGCUGAACCUGAUCUCCACUCCAGAAGACGUGGCCAAGAUGGAGAUGUAUACCGAGUACAUUGGUGUCUGCAAAUACUGCUUUGAUCCUCGCACUUCAGCCUGGGAUGCGCCUCGCGUUCACCACUACCACAAGCGACGUGACUCGUUUGAAUCAUUGCGUCGACGUGUGAGCAAAGAUAGACUCCAACACAAGACCAGCUAUGAGCGAGUGGACAAGGAGAGUCGGUACUAUGCAUCAGACUCCAGCCGCCGCAGACGCGAAGAGAGAAAUUCGGGCAUGGGCCUUGCCGGUGCUGGUCUCGCGGCUGUAGGCACUGGUCUUGCGGCCAACGCUCUUUUCAACGGCGGCAAGAAUUUCGACGACACCUACAGCGUUAAAUCUGGCCAUCGUGAAAGCUCAGCUGUACGCAGACGCAGUCGAAGCUCCAGUCGAGAGAAGAGGCGACAAUCUCAAUACGGCACCAUUCGUCCUGGCCGUGACGAAUUUGCAAACGUCACGAUUCGAAGGAAGGAUGGAACUAUUGAGCACAGACGAGUGGCCCGGUCGAGAUCAGGAUCUGGAGGCCGCAAAUCCGGUCUUGGGAUGGGUACAGCUGUAGCUGCUGGUGCUGCACUAGGCGCUGCGGGUCUGGCUGCCGGUCACAGGUCCAGGUCCUCAAGUAGAGAGCGCAGGAGGAGAUCGGGACGUGUGUCUUCUGGACAAUCCGAAUAUUCUCGCUACGACCGUGACGACCGACGCCAGUCUGAAGAAGGUGGAGGAGGCAUAUUUGGCAACUUCUUCUCACCUCCACGAAAGCAGCGCAGGGAGUCACGCGAGCAUGAAAAGAAACGUGCGGGUUUCUUCACUUUCAGCAACGGCUCGGCAUCUUCGUCGAAUUCUGACCUUGCAUUUGGGGGAAGUGCGCUGAGUCGCAAAGAAAGCAAGGCCAGUUUAUCCAGACGUUCCUCUGGACGAUCAACUCGAGGACGUCCGCAACGCAAAUCCUCGGAUCAGCACCUUGCCGCCACCCUCGCAGGUAUUGGCGCCACUGCUGCCGCCCUUGGCGCUGCCAAAGCAGGCCACAGAAUAACCAAGCGCACCAGUCGACCCGAGUUGGGUGCUCGGAGACACGUGAAGCAGCAUGUGGUCGGCGAUCAUCGACAUGGCUCUCCCGGAUCAUCGGACGAAGAAGGCUGGGAAGACGAACUCCCCUCUGACGAUGCAUCCAGCAACGAUGGUCUCGCUUUCGGUGACUAUGGUGGCAAACAUCUCUCUGGUCGACAAAGUCUCGAGAGCGUCGCUUCUCAGUCUUCCGCUGGGGGUCUUGGAGCCUGGGGUUGGAGAUGGGGCGGCAAGGACAAGAAGCGCAACUCUCGAAGAUCGACUUCUGGCGAGCUACCUUACCCACCGAGCGAGUACGGAUCAGCGGCCGGGCCUAUUGGCGCUGGAAUCGCCGCUGGUGCAGCGGCUGGCUCUGUCUUCGAUACCUCCAGACCUGUCCAGCCAAAUCGGACUGUAUACCUGGACGACACUGGACGUCCCCUUCCCAGCGUUGAUGCCAGAUCAUCCACAAGCGGGGCGUCUUCCCAGCCUCUACAGUACAUCGACCCGAAGCCAGUCUCCGAUGCUGGCACGCCAAGGCAGCAGUCCGUUUCUGGGGCAUUCGGCACUCCUACACGUGUGCAGUCGAUGCCCGGCGCGUUCGAGACAGAGGACCCACCAAUUUAUAGGCCUGGUCCCGGUGUUGUGCAACAUCCCCAGCCCAUGUCUCCAGCUCGCCCAGCAUUCACACAACCUGGAGCAGAUGCAGGUUAUACUGCCACAGUAGGCGCAACCGAUGGAAGACCGGUUCCUCGCCGCUCGCAGUCGAGCCCGGUCCAGUCCACUUGGGGUCAGGAUGCUGCAAUGAUCGGCGCGGGCGUGUUGGGCGCUGGUGCUAUCAUCGCUGGGUCCGCCUUAUCAUCUGGUCGCAAGGCUCGUGACUCGCAGUCGAAUGUGCGCUUUGGUCUUACUGAUGAACAAGAGCGAAAGGAGAAUCGUUCUACACGCCAGGAAGACAAGAAGGCUGACGAAGAGCGCCGCCGUGCCGAUCGUACCCGCGCACUCAAGGAGGAAGCGGAGCGUGCUGCAAAGGAGGCACGACAAGAAGAAGUGCUCCGCGCCCGUGAAGCAGAGAACAGAGCUCGUGCUCAGGCACGUCUCGACCUUGAGUGCGAGCAACAGCGCAAGGCGGAGGAAGAAGCUCGAGUACUGGCCGAAAAGCGUGCCCACGAAGAACGAGAGCGACAGUGGGAGAUUGAGCGACUUGAGAAGGAGGCGGCCGAUCGUCAAGCAGCUGCCGCAGCUGCGACUGCUGAGUUCGAGAGGCAGCGAUUGGCUCGCGAAGAAGCAGAACGUCGACAGGCGGAGGUCGAGCGAGAAACCCGCGAGCGCGAGGAGGCUUUGCGACGGCAGCAAUAUGAGCUCGCCGAAGAGGCCAGACGCGAAGACGAGCAGAGACGGCAAUGGGACGCAGAGAGAUAUGCCAGGGAAUACCAGCAAUCCGCUCGCAAUGGGUCCGCCCGUGACUACCAAGAGGAUCCUCGUGGUCGACGAACCGACGAGCCUAACCGCAAGCAGUCCUCUGGCUGGACUACUGUUGCUGCUGGUGCUGCCGCUGCGGCUGGUGUUGGCGCCGUAAUGGCUGAUCGUGACGCGAAAAAGCGUCGCCAGCGGGGCAAGAGCGAUAGCACUGACGAUUCUCCUGUCAGUCGUCGACCUCCACGUACGAGUGUCGAUUGGAAUGCCGAUGCUUUUGCAGACGACCGAGAAGCCGCAGAACAAGCUGAACUUGAUCGUCAAGCUCGCAACCAGUAUGGCCAAGCUUCUCGUGGGAACGUGGAGCGCAAGAAUGGUUAUGCUGCCACAGAGAUUAAGCCUGGCAGUGAUGAGCAAGGAGAGCCGAUCAUGGACGACGACAUCUUCAAUCCGGAUUUCUUUAUGCAGUCACAGCACUCUCCCGCUGAUCGUGCCCGACACGAAGAGCUUGCACGCAAGGCUGCUGACAAAGUCGUUGCUGAGCGUGCCCGAGCUUAUAGUCCGGACAGCAGACCAAAGGAAAAUUAUGCCGACUUCUUCGCAGACGAGAUUAAAGAUGUGCUGGCCAAGAAACCUGGUGAGAAGGAACGAAACAUUCAGCCCGACUCUGACGUCCAGGUCUAUCAUGUUGAAGAAGACGGCGUGAUGCCACCUUUCGCUCUGCGCAACGACUUUGGAGGCAAGAGCAAGCAUGCUCCUUAUGGUGUGCCGAGACUCAAUGUCAUCGCUCCUACGCCGCCUCCUGGUAGCCGUACUACCAGCACGAAAGGCAGCGUGCCGAGCAGUCCGCUGAGCAAGGCUGCUGAUGGUGGCGCUGAGCGGAGUCCUGACUCCGGCAAAGACAGCAAGUCUGAUCGUUCCCGCAGUAUAUCUUGGGGCGAGGACGAAGUCAAUGUCUACGAUGUGCAGACUCCGGAGAGCUUCCAGGAGAAAGACAGGGAGUCUUACAUUACCAGUCCUGAUCUCAACAACAUUGGGAAGGGCGUCGCGGCUGCAGCAGGCGCAGCGGUUGCUGGCGCAGCUUUGCAUGACAUUGUGGUCGAAGAGGGCGACAAGACCAAGACCUAUAAGGAUGAAGACUUCACAACAGCCUCAAGCAAGAAGAGCAAGAAGGACAAGAAGAAGUCCAAGAAGGGUUCCAAGUCCAACGCCGACGAUGCUGAUUCCAGCUUUCUGGAUGAGCUCAGCCAGAAAGCUAAGACCUCUACAGCUUACGAAGACGUGCCACCGGAGCGCGGUACUGAAGUGCCGUACAAAGAGACGGAAUUCUCGCGUACCCGAAAGGACAACGAGCGUGAUCGCCAGAAUGGCGUUGAGGAGACUAUGCGAACGCCAGAGGGCGCAUCACCCGGCACACUUCCUCAUCCUAUUUAUCAACAGCCAUUCUUCGACUCCGUCUCUGACUUCUCUGGCUUCCGUGCUGCGGAUUCCCCUGGCACUGAAGGAGCUCCACCUGUACGCGGUUUCAUCGAGGGAGAGGUCAAGGAGAGCACACCUGUCGAGGAGAAGAGAUCCCGCAUCCCCGGUGGCUUCGACGACGAGCAGAAUGAUACAUCUACUGGCGCAAGCCGUCAUGUCGCUGCAGAAGAGACCGCGGCUCAAGUACCGCUCAGCAAAAAGGAGAAGAAGAAGCGCGAGAAAGAAGCCAAGCGAGCGAGCAGUGGCACUUUUGACAGCAGCGAGCCGUCCACUCCAGCGAAAGAGCGCGAUGAGCCAGUCGUGGAGCCCCCACUCUCAGCCAAGGAGAAGAAGAAACGCGAGAAAGAGGCGAAGCGUGCGAGCAGUGCCUCUUUCGACGUGGAGCCACCAGCAGCUGUCGCAGAACCAGAAGAGCCUGCCUUCGAACCUCCACUUUCAGCCAAAGAGAAGAAGAAGCGGGACAAGGAGGCCAAGCGCGCCAGCGUGACCUUCGAUGAAGACCCUGUGACGCCCGUCGUCGAACGCGAAGCUGAGACGGACAACUGGGAACCACCCCUCUCGGCCAAAGAGCGCAAGAAGCGCGAGAAGGCUGCCAAGAAGGCUGGCAUCGACCCUACUUACAGCGAAGAGCCAACGCCCGUGGUCGAAUCUCCCAAGGCCGAUAUCGAAGAAGCGAACGAGUACUUCCCAAGCACGAGCAGCAAAGACCAGAAAGCCAGCCAGUUUGAGGACGGUCUCCGAAGAAUCGCAAGCACACAAUCCGCCAUCAGUAUGCCUUCGUGGAGCGGUGAUACUGUCGUUAGCGAUGUGACAGCAAAGCCGCCGUCUCCCGAACUGAGCAAGUCUGAGCAGCGCAAGGCUGACAAGCAGGGCAAGAAGUCUGCCUUCAGUUUUGCUGAUGUCACUGAUACCAUACUUGCUUCUGGUGGAGUAGCUGCUGCGGCUGCGACGUUGAACGACAGCGCAGAAGAAUCUCCGUCUGGCUCAAGCAAAAAGGACAAGAAGAAAAAGCGCAAGUCCAAACUCGGCGAGUCGUCGUACGAUGAUCCGCGUGAUGCGCCAAGUGGUAUGCCGGGAGGAUGGGAUACUCCAGAGCGCAAGUCCUCGCCUGAGAGUGCCGAAGCCACGAAAGAGAGCACUGGUGAUCCGCUCUACGAUCAGUCCCGCGAGAUUGACGUGUCGAAGAGUGCUCCAGAGCCAGUCGCUGCAGCAGAGACGGAUCCUGGUUCUGAAUGGUUCGAGCCUACGUCCUCGAGCAAAAAGAACAAGAAAAAGGGCAAGAGGAGUAGUGUUGCGUUCGACAGCACACCGCAGGUCAGCUCACCACUUCGAUCCGAAGUCGCCUGGGACGACUAUGUCGGCAUGAAUGGCGACAAGGUUGAGAGCGAAGCCGGCCGUAGCGAUCCGAUUACUGUGAUCGAGCGACGAUCGAACGAGGAUACCAAAGAUUCGCGACAGUCUUCUACACAAGACGAGUUCUACGAUGCCGGGCCUCGUGUCAGCGAAAGUCCUCGUGACGUGUCUCCCGAAGACGCGCGAUCUGUCAACUCAGCAGACGCUGACAAGGAAAGUCGGCGCAAGUCACGGAGAGAGGAGGCUCGACGGGCUAGCGACUACUACGAGCAACCGCAAUAUGCAUACGAGGCGCAGUCCACGGUUUCAUCUGAGCCUGCCGAUGGCGACGACAGAAAGAAGCACAAGCGGCGAUCGAGGCAUGAAGAUGACGAUACCAUGUCUGUCAGCUCAAGCCGUCGUCGGUCUAGGCACUUAGACGAUGACGAUGAUACUCGUUCUGUAACAUCCAGCCGCUCGCGCCGGGAGAAGGAAGAGUCGCCCACGGCGAAGAAGGAGAAGAAAGGCAUAUUUGGCUCUCUCUUCGGCCGCAAGUCGUCCGAGACUGUUCCUACGUUGAAGGACUCCAGAGAUGAGGAUGACGAAGAACGCCGCCGACGCAAGAAGAAGCACAGAGACUCUGAGUAUGGCGAUGAUGACGAUGACACACGCAGUGUCAAGUCUGAGUCUCACCGCCGUCGCCAUCGCUCUACCGACGAGAAGGACGACAAUGACAGUCGUGAGCGACGCCGUCGCAGCACACACGAGGACGAUGACAAGUACAGCGAGCCGGGAUCUCGACACCACCGCCGUCGCAGAACUGACGAGAGCGGAGAAAGCUUGUCGAGACAUCGCUCGCACGAAUCGAAAAGUGAAUACGGAGACCGUCCGAAGCACCACAGACGACGAACUGAUGAAGACAAGUACGAUUCACGAGAUCAGUCUUUUUUAGGGAGUCGGGUAGAGGAUCUGCCGCCUCUACCCGUUAGUCGCUCAGGUUCUCCGGAUACAGCUGUUGAGUGGAAGGAAGGCAGACCACUCGAGGCUGGAUCCGGGACUGGGUUGGUGACUGCUGCUGCUGCCGGUUUGGCAGUUGGUGUCGCUGCGAGUGCGUUGUCGCGGGGCAAGAAGGGGAAGAAGGGAGGGAAGAAGAAUCGUGAAGUGCAAGAGGAGGAACAGAACAUUGAGCAAACUAUCGAGCAAGCUGUGCCAUUGGCAUCCGCUGCUGCGCAUAGCUUCACUCUACCCUAUGUGCCUGAGCAUGAGGAAGUGAGGGCGGUCAUUGAAGAGGAGGAUAGUUCACCACAGACUCCUGCACCGGUUCUCGAGAAGCCAGCUCGGCCUGUCAGUAUCGGGCGACCAGGAUCGUCUACUGCUGUGCCCUUGAGACUACCGGGCCACGCGCCGACCACACCUGGCGGCAAAGAGAGAGCAAAGAGCUUCAGCUCGCCAUUGAUGACCGCGCCUGGCGGAUCCAGUGUCACGUCUCCUGCCACACCAGGUUCUUCUAGGUCCAGGCAGAGUCGACCUCAUUCGUCCGAGAUCAAGUCGGGGAUCAUGCCGCUCUAUCUGGUUGAACGCAGCCGACCUGUGCAAGAAGUUGAAGACACCUUGCCCAGCUUGCCAUCAAGCAAGCCAUCCAGCAGAGCUUCGAGCGUGCAAGGGAGUGACGAGUAUGAGUCAGCCAGAGAGGAGUUCAGCGUUGCGAACAGUGUUGCAACUUCGCCUGACCGGACUCGCAGCCGCAGUUUGACUUUGGACACCAUUGGAGCGAACAACUUCCGCUCUGACGGAGACAUUCUGGGCUCCGAACAAACUACACCCAAGGCUAGCGAGUGGCCACAAACCGCGAUACCCUGGGCUUUGCCGAUAGCUUCCGGUUCUGGAGAGAAGAAGGAGAAGCAACAACCACAGUUCUACACCUGGGAAGAUUUCGCCCAGGACGAGAGGCUGCAUGAGCAGGAAAGAGGUGUCGAUGCCGAUGCUGCUACCACUAUCGCGCCGGAGGACUCCGCUCUGCUUGUGGACACGUCACGAAGUCGAUCGGCAUCUCCGUCAAAGGCAAAGGCGCUGGCUGCUGCUGCCAUGUUGGGCACUGCUGCGGUGUAUGCUGCUCACAAGGGCAACGAUCGAUCUCCAGAGCGUGCUGCAGAGGCCAAACGAGAUGAGCCUCUACCUUCUGCUGCUGCCCAUAGCUAUCCACUUCCUUAUGUGCCAACGCCAGAGCCUGAGCAGAUUGCUCAGCAGACAAGCUCGGCCGAGGCAGAGUCGUCACGAAAGCUUGAAGAGGCGUUUGAGCCUGUCACCACAUCAAAGAAGUCAAAGAAGAAAGGCAAAAAGGGCAAGAAGUCGCAAGUUGAGACGCCGGAACAGAUUGCAUCGCCUAACGAUGCAGUCACUGAGAGAUCUGUCGAGCCUACGCCGCAGAAGGAUGACACUCAAGAUCCAAUCAUGUUUCCGUCGGCUGCAGCACACACAAUCCCAGUCGUGCCUGCGAUCGAGUUCACGGAGCCUUCGCCCGAGAAGGAGAGAGCCCUCCAAGCUCAUGGCGAUACGCAACAGCCCGAUCCUGGAUACUUCGCUUCUGCAGCUGCGCAUUCGAUGCCAGUAUACGAUCCGGUCCAGACGAGUCGCAAUGUCGGAGACCAGGAGCCAGCUCCGGAGCCUUACAAACUCCCUGGCCUCAAGUCUGAGCCUGCUCCUCUUGUGAUUGAGCAACGAAAUGUCCAGGUCGAACCGCCAGCUGAAAUCGUCGAGGUCAACCCGGCACCCCAGCUCAUUCGCAAGCAGUCGAAGAAGGACAAGAAAAAGGCCAAGAGGACUUCGAUAUUUGAAGAUGAACCGAAAGCGAGUGUUGCUGAUGACUUGCCGUUGACAGAGUCCAGCUCACUUCCAGUGCAAGAUGCCGAUAGAGGUGUCAAAGACGCCGAUGCGCCUGCUUCGUCAAACUUUGGCUUGUCUGACUUCGGUGCAGUUGCUGCUGGUGGUGCUAUUGGCUGGGGUCUUUCACAAGCAGAUGCUUUCCGAAAAUCGAUGCAGAGUGUUCAUGAAUCCGAGCACAAGCCCGAGGAGGUGACGCAUGAAAUGCCAAACGAAGUCCAUGCUGAGUCUACCGAUCCUCUAGUCGCCGAAAAGCCCGCAGAGACCACUGAGGAGGUCUUUGAGCCAAUCUCGAGCAAGAAAUCUAAGAAGGGCAAGAAGAAAAGCAAGCAGAGCUCUACCUUUGACGUCUUGCCAGAAGUCGAGGGGAAGUCAGGCGAGUUUCAAGAUCUUGAGAAGUCUGUUGAUGCUACAGUAGAGCCAGAGCAGCCUAUCGAGCCAGCUCAGGACACUCAGCCUGAGCCAAUUCGAGAUCUCCAGGCUGAGCAGACCACUGCAAUCACUCCAAUCGACGAUGACUGGACCGCUCCGACGACGUCGAAGAAGAAGUCGAAAAAGGACAAGAAGAAGCGACUUUCCAUGCCCGCUGAGCCCGAAGUUGAGAUUGCGCAAGCGGAAACUGCGGAACAACAAGACUCGAAGAGCCAUGGCGUUGCCGUAGAUGCGCCCGAAGCCGGAUCCGAAUCCUUACAGAGCACAGAGAGAAUCGCCGACUCGUUGCCGACUGCCGCUGAACCCAUCGAGGGCUCAUCAGCUCCGUUGCUCGAAGUCGAUACUUCCCAGCCAACGAUUUCAAACGAUGCCUCAGUAAUCGGGGGUUUCGUUGAGUCUGUACCAGACACCAAGGAUGCUGUAGAGACCGCAAUACCAGACCCUGAACCUGCCGAUGACUCCUUCCCCGAAGUGUCUACCAAGAAAAGCAAGAAGUUGAAGAAGAAGCAGAAGGCACUUGCUGGGGAAGCUGUUGCUGAGGCAGCCGGCGAGAAUGAGCAAGAAGUUCAGCCUGAUGCCAUCCCAGAGGCCACAGAGGAGCAAGAUCGAUUUGUCGAUGUGGCCCCUGCUGCAGAGCCCGCUCCCCAGGAGACUGUCCCAGAAGCAAGUCCAACCGCUGAUAAUCUCGAAUCGGUUGAAGAUGUGCCUGCCGCUUCCUCCAAGAAGAAGAGCAAAAAGGAGAAGCGCAAAUCGAAGACCGUGUCUCUCGACGAGUCGGAGAAGCCUUCUGAGGAUGCUUUAGGUCUCGAGGGUGAUGCAACUGAGUCAAAGGCGAUUGAGACAGGUAUUCUACAGGACCUUGUUGCUGAAGAGGCAGCGAUGUCGAUUGAGGAGACUGCACAACGUUCCGACAUUAUCCCAACAGACAGCGCCGCGCCUAUUAUUGAAGAAUUGGCUCCUACCACGUCUAAGAAGAAGAGCAAAAAGGAUAAGCGGAAGUCCAAGACGCUUUCAUGGGAUGAGCCCGACGAAACUCCUGCCAGUCAAGAUGGCAUUAUAGAAGCACCGAAACCAGAAGCACUAAGCAACGUAGACAUCGACGCGUCAGCUGAGAAGUCGCUCGAGCUUGAGGACCAGCCUCCUGUAGACGCUGCAGAGCCUAAGCUUGACGUGCCGGUCGUAAAACCUGACGUUGGGACAGAAACGACGCAGCCAGAGGCGGCCACAGAAGCCGCUCAGACGCCAGCAGAUGCUACAGGGAUUUCAAAGGAACUCGUAGAAGACGAUUUCUCCCAGCCAAGCACGAAGAAAAAGGGCAAGAAGAACAAGAAGCAGUUUGACUCGUCGUGGGAGCCAGAACAAGCAGAUACUGCGAUUCCUGAGGAGACUCGGGAUGAUACCGCGCUCAAGACCGACAAAUCUGCUGAAGAGGCUUUCAGCAAGACCGAUGCACUCGCUGUAGGCGCAGCAGCCGCUGCCGGAGCCGUUGCUGCGUCCGCACUCGCAUCUCACGAGGAUACUCCUGCUCAAGACGAGCCUCAAUCUACACUAGACAACACGGCUGAGCCACAAGCUGAUGACGCAUGGCGAGCUCCGGUCUCGAAGAAGAAGUCCAAGAAAGACAAGCGCAAGAGCAAGACCUCUGAUUGGGAAGAACCAAAGGAAACAACGCCCGAAGCUGCGCCACAAAAUGAUGUUGGAGAUGCACCCACCGAGCAAGAUCUACAUAUCGCCAUUGCUACGCCCGAAGCUGCCAUCGAACGUAGUGAGCAGAAUGUCGAUUCGAGUACCGCCCAAUCCGUGGACGGGGAGAAGCCUACAUUGUCCCGCAAGCAGAGCAUAAAGGACAAGAAGAAAAAGAAGUCGCUCUCGUUGCAAGUGGAAGAGGAGCCAAAGGUCGAGGACGACCCUUCGGUUGAGACUCUGGAAGCUGAUUUGGGAACCGUUCCAGCUGCCAGCGAUCCUGCCGGUGAAGUCAUUCAUCAGGCUGACCGCGCGGCGGAGGACGAAGUACCGCAGCCUACUGAGACUCCCGAUGAUUCCUUCCAUGACGCUGAAGACUUCUUCGAGGCUCGACCUGUUGUUGAUUCUUGGCAUGAUGCGGAGGAGGCUUCUCUGCCUGCUGAAGUACCUGCCGCAGAGUCGACUCCGACAGCGGACAAUUUCCACGAGGCGACGCCAGCGGCAGCCGACAAGGAGGUCGAAAUGACUGCUUCAAAUCAACAAGCGGUAGAGCCUGCUCAAGAAUCUUGGGCCGAUAUGAUGGACGAUACUGCGACCGUCAUCGCCGACACUAACGAGACCUCAUCUCAGCAAAACAACUUGGUCGACGAUGUGUUUGGAAUUGCCUCUGAUGCAGCUGAUUUCAGCUCCACUCCUGAGGGAAAGCCAGCUAAUCAUGGCGAGAUCAUGCCUGACCGUGGCGCUGAGUUCGAGCCUGAGCGAGCUUCUGAGGACAUGGAUGCUUUUGGCGAUCCAACACCGCGAGAUCCUGCAGAGUGGUCGCUUGGCACCUCGAAGAAGGGUGGCAAGAAGGGUAAAAAGGGCAAGAAGUCUGUUUCGAAGGCGCCGAUAAUCCCUGAACCUGCAAAGAGCUCUCCCUCUGAGCCUGCUGUUGCUAAUGCCACAGCGUUUGAGACGCCCGGGGAACCUGAGAAGGUUGAAGUGCCGCCAAAUGAAGAUGUUCUCGAUAAGUCCGCUCUGCUGGACGUGGAAUCCCCUCAACACGAACAACCCAGCGAGACGCCUGCAAAGUCUUCCGAAGCCAAGGAUAUCAGUGACGAGGCACCUCUCUUGAAGGAUACUGAAACAGCAAUGGAAGAGCAGAUCGUCACUUCAGAUGCACCAGCAGAUAUCCAGCCCCCGGCAAAUGAUGCUCAGGAUGUCGUUGCUGAUCCUGCGCCUGCCCACGAAACUGCGACUGCAGAGACGGAUGACUUCUUUUGGGCACCAUCGAGCAAGAAGAAUAAGGGCAAAAAGGGCAAGAAGUCGCAGCAAUCGGACGAGUCCAUCCUAACGCCCGAGACCCAAGACCUGGUUGAAGAGACGUCUCCUUCAAAGACCGAAGAUGUAGUCGAGGCAGAGCGGUCCAUCCCUACCUCCAAUGAUCUCGCCAGCACAGACAUCCUUUCAGCCGACGUCGAGGCAGCCAAGGAGCAAGAAACCCCGAUGCCUGCUGCAGAGGAGCCAGAGGUCUCUACAGCAGCUCCACUGUCGAAGAAGGAUAAGAAGAAAGCGAAGAAGGCCAAGAAAUCCGGCUCUCAGACUCCACAGGACACCGAAGAACCUCCGUUAGACAAAGACACCACUUCCCACGUCCCCGAUUCGGAGCAAGUGCAGAACAAGGAUGAGACUGCUGAGUUCGCUGGCGAAAAGUCCAUCGACUUGGUCACAGAAGCCGCAGGCCCCAGUGAUGACCAUGCAGCCCUCAGCGACCCAGCUGAACCAUCGGAAGUGAAGGUUGAAGGCGCAGCAGAGGACGUGGUCACAGAACGCGCACAGGAUGACCAAGAGAAGCCCAAAGUCGACGCAGAGACUCCCUUGCCUGAGUUUGAAAGGUCCAAUGAGGAAACUGCGAAGGCAGACCAGCAGGAUGUUGCCGCCAGCGUCGAUAACGAGGACGCUGACUUUUCCUGGGCGCCGGCUUCCAAGAAGAGCAAGAAGGGGAAGAAAAACAAAAAGUCCGUCACCGAAAUACCUGCGAGCAACGAGGAAGAGAAGUCGCUGGAUCGCAAUGAGGAUCUCAAAACCGAUGAUACUACUCGCGUCGAACCUUCUGAUGAACCUGCUCUUGCCAUCGGGGGCGCCACUGUGGCUGCCGGACUCUUGGCCAGCUCGACGCUGCCCGAGACGUCAGUCGAGACUGAAACUUCAACGCCGAUGCAGGAAACCACGGACGAUUUCGCGUGGCCUACCGCAUCGAAGAAGAAGGCCAAAAAGUCCAAGAAAGGAUCCAAGUCUGCUAUUGAAGCACUUCCCGAACUGGAAGUUGCGAAAGACGAGCCUGAUAUGAACCUCGAGACAACUAAGCCACUCAAUGAGGCCAGUGAAACCGUGCCCGACAUUGAUUCAGCACCAGCUCAGCAAUCGGCGGAACUCGUCAAAGAGCCUGUUGAAGAGACCGCGCGCGACAUCGUGACAGAGGAGACCUCCACGCCAGUGGAUGAGACUGCAGAUGACCUUUCGUGGGCAUCCGGAUCGAAGCGAAAGGGCGAAAAGGGCAAGAAGGGCUCCAAAUCUAUCCCUGCGACUGAAGAGAAAGAGAAUGAAUUACAAGCUCAGCCUGAUUCGACCCCAUUGCCCGAGACCAGUGGCGAUCUUAUUCCUGACACCGGCAUGGAGCCAGCUUUGCCCGAGCCAGCAAUUGAGCAGUCGGCCGACGAGACUCGUGAAGGCCCUGUGAAUGUAACCGACUCAGCGCCUUUACCGACCGAAGAGCCUGAAGAUCUCUGGGGCACUACUGUAUCUUCGAAGAAGAAAAAGGGUAAGAAGGGCAAGAAGUCCGGUCUUGCAACGCCUGUCGAGCAGGUGCCAGAGGCGGCGAGGGAAACAGCGAACGAAGUCGCAACUUCUGAGACCGCAAAGGAGACCGACCAGGCCGCGGUGCCGGACGUGGCGGAGCUCGAGGACAAGAGCAUUGCUGGACAAGCCGUCGAGCUCCCCACCCCUGAGCCGAUCACCGAGCCUGCGACCGACGCAGAUUUGUCGAAGAAUCUGGCUGUCGAAGAGCAAUUCAAAGACGCCGAUGCGGAGAGGUCUGCUCCUACCACCGAUUUGCCUGUUGCUGAGGACGACUUCGCCGGCUUCUCUACUUCCAAGAAAACGAAGGGCAGGAAGGGUCGCAAGUCCGCCUUGUUCGAAGUCGAGGAGUCUACAUCCAAAGAAGCAGACAAGACCGAUGAGCCGGUAGAUUCGACUACUCCGAAAGACGUCCAGGUGUCUCACACAGACGCGCCCGAGCCUCAAUUAGACGUUUCAACGGCUGCGCCCGAGACACCUGCGGGCGAGCAAGAUGAUUUCGCGAGUUUCACGACCUCUAAGAAAAAGAAGGGCAAGAAGAACCGCAAAUCUGAUAUCUGGGCGAUGGAUGAGGCUGCCGCGAGUACGGAUGCGUCAACUGCGUUCGAGACAGCCGAUCAACCCAAGGAUGAGCAAAUUCCGAACGAAAAGACGUCUGCUGAGAUACCGGAGGCGCCGAAGGAAGAGCCUACGCUGAGCGAGGAGGCUACACCACUCGUGACGGGUCCAUUGGCUGAUGUCGAGCCAACUGCCGAGACAGAAGACGUCUGGGCCACUCCUACCUCAGGCAAGAAGAAGAAGGGCAAGAAGAACCGUAAGUCUGGCGCAAUUGACAUCGAAGAAGCCAAGCCUGAUGUCGAUGCUGCCAUUUCGUCUGAGACUUCCGCGCUGCCCAAAGACGAGGAGGUUCUAGUGGGGACGUCCGAAAGAUCAAUAGAGGAGGCUGUCAAUAUCGAAGAUCCUUCAGCUGAGACGUUCAACAAGUCGCCCGAAGAAAAUGCCGCUGUAUCCGACCCGUCAAAUGAGCAGCCAUCGGUCGAGCCCAUUGAGGGAGACAUCUGGGCUACAUCGGGUUCCAGCAAGAAGAACAAGGGCAAAAAGGGGAAGAAAUCUGCUGCGUUGGACGUUGCAGAAGCCAAGAUGGAAGACUCUGCAAUGCCUCUCGAAAUUACCGACUCGAAGACGGUAGCCGGCGACGAGCUUCCCGCUGACAGCCUUGACAAGCCAGUGGACGAGCCCGCAUCUCUUGAACCAAUGCCUGCGGAGUCAUUAAACGAGACGCAGCCGAUCGAGUCAUCCGAGGACUUCUGGGCCCCUUCUACCUCGAGCAAGAAGAAAAAGGGCAAGAAGGGAAGGAAAUCUGGUGUGUUUGAGGUCGAUGAGCCCAAAGCGGAUGAGAAGCUGGAAGAUGCACCUGUCGAGAGCACGGAGCCGCCAGCUGAGACCGCCGAACAGCUUGUGGACGAGCAGCCUGCAACGGAUGAUAUUACAGUGGUACCGGAGGCAUUUCCUGCCGAACCUGUCGAAGCAGCAGCAGACGACAUCUGGGAUGUCCCCACCGCGGGCAAGAAGAAAAAGGGCAAGAAAAGCAGAAAGUCGGGCGUUUUCGACAUGGAUGAGCCAAAAGCUGAUGAAUCGACCACACUCGAGACAAUCGAGAAAUCAGAAGAUGUACCAGCCGAUGCAGCCGCUCAGCCAACAGCCGAACUGCCUUUGGCCGAAGAGUCUGCAAUCGCGCCAGAACCAACGACAGCAGAACCCACCGCGACCACAGACGAUUUGUGGGCUACCCCGACUACCGGCAAGAAGAAAAAGGGCAAGAAAGGCAAGAAGUCAGGAACUGUAACGCCGGCAGUGGAGGGACUUGAUCGGCUGGCCGAGACAUUCGAGGCCAGUGAAGAGCAAAAGUCUGGUGCAAGCGAGCAAUUACCCGCAGAGGAGACCGUUGAGCGUGCUGUCCUGGAGCAGGCCGAAGAGAGUGGUGCAGUUGACUUUGACCAGGAACGUGGCGACAACACUAAUCCGUCCGACAGCCUUACCAGCGCAGAAGUGAAGGAUGCUGUCCUCGAGCACGAAACUACUGAGAAGUCUGAGAACGAGUCCAUGAUCGGAAAGUCGGAGGUUGCAGCGACGCCCGAUGCGACUAAAGAGAUGGAACCUUCCAAAGAUCUUGCUGGACAGGUCCCUGAGGAUGCCCAACCUGUACAAGAUGGCGAUGACUGGUUUGCGCCGCAAUCAUCCAAAAAGCAGAAGAAGAAGGGCAAGAAGAACAAGUCUGCUGCCACCGAGACGAACAGCGAGAGAAUCACCGAGCCAAGUCGAGAUGUGGAGACUCCCGAGCUGACUGCCAACGAAGAGCUCCGUACCGUCGAAGAUGUCGUCGUUGAGGAACAACCUGCAGCACAGCCAGAAAAGAUCGAGCCAGCAAAUGCAGACGAUGCGCUGAAUUCACAAACAGCUGACACAGAUGACUUGUUCACUCCAUCGAGCAAGUCGAGCAAGAAGGCCAAAAAGGGAAAGAAAUCGAAGCAGGUCUCGCUUGAAGAGACGCCAAUCGUGGUGGGCGAUGUCGGAACCGCCGAAGAAGCUCGCACGUCCGAGCAACAAGAUGAGCUGAUGCCAGACGCUCAAUUGGAGCCCGAAAUCGCAACCGAAUCGUUGACCCAAGAGAUCCAUGAUCGAACGGCAGAGACGGAUGUGGAAUCCUCUCAGCCAGAUGUAAAAGCCACAGACACUGCAGUGACGGAGACAAUCGAUGUUGAUCAGCCUGCUGAGGCCCCUAUUCGCGAAAAGCCCUCAGAACUACUACCUGCCGAGAACCCAGCUCUGGUUGAAGCGCAGGGCGAGGAUGUCAUCGCUCCGGAAGUUGUUGAUCCGCCUACUACUCAGGAGGCCGACGACUUGUUCACUGUUUCCAGUAGCAAGAAGAAAGGCAAAAAGGGCAAGAAAGGGGAGCAAUCGGUUUCUGAAGAUAUUUCCGAACCACCGACAGACUCGCCGAAAGUGUUGGAGGAAACCUUCCAAGAUGUGUCUGUCCCACAGUCAACAGCAACGACUUCCCAAGAAGCAACAGAAGCCGAGUCAGAAGACGUCUGGGCACUUCCAAUCAAGGGCAAGAAAGGCAAGAAGGCCAAAAAGCUUCAACAGCUUGCUGCAGAGAAUCUUCGGGCUGAAUCCCAGGCCGAAUCUCAGGCUGAAAGCUUGGAGUCGCGACCAGAGGCUGAGACGAGCACAAGCGAUGCGCAGCCGUCGACCGAAGCAGAUGCGGACGACUUGUGGGCUGUACCAAGCACAGGGAAAAAGAGCAAGAAGGGAAAGAAAGCCAAGCGCGAUGCGGAGCUAGCAAUCGAGGAGCCCUCUGUCGUCCCAGCAGAUCUGAAUGAUGAGCAACCCGAAACAGCACAAGGCAACUCCACCGAAGCGAUUGCAGAGCGUGAAGUUGAAGAGCGUAUCGCAGAAGCACCCAUUCAUCCCCUCGAGCAACCAGCUGACCAUCAAAAUGCAUCAAGAGAAGUGGAUGUGGCGUCCGAGGGCGUCGAACGUGCCGUUGAAGAGCCUGUAGCUGACGAGCCAACCAAGUCGGAGCGCAGCGACGGCGCUGAGUUCGCCGAGGCUGCCGCGGGCGCUGUUGCUGCUGCCGCUGCUAUCGCCGUAGCUACCGCUUCGACAGAAGACAAAGAGGCCGCUACUACGUCGGAUGUGUAUGACUGGGGCGCAGUCUCCACCAAGAAGUCGAAAAAGGAUAAGAAGAAGGCUCGGAAGAGUGGCAGCGCAACUCCUGCAGCUCCACUCGAGCAGGACCCAGCACCGACAAUUGAAGAUGUGCCUCAAGCAGAGCAGUCUGUUGCGACAGAGGAUGCGCAGAACUCAAGAACGAUCGACGAUGCCGUGGAAAUCGCGACCGCCCAUGAUCCUGGAGUUGAAGAAGCCGCUACCUCUGGACAGCUGCUAGACAGCUCACGCGAAGUCUCUGCGUUGCCAGUAGAGACAAGAGACCUGAACUCGACACUGCCAUCUGCAUCCGCCGGUAGCGAUGUCGACUUUACAGCUACGGUCGCUGCCGGACUGGCCGAUAGCGGCUUCAAUCCAGACAUGGUCAUCAAUGAUCCCGCAUUCCAGCGGAGAGCAUCACCUACUGGAGUUGCUGAGGCUGAUCCAGAAGAGGACAUCUUUUCAACCACCGUCAGCAAGAGGAAGAAAAAGGGAAAGAAGAGCCAGACAAUUUCUGAGUCACCGCCUGUUGUUGAGACUGCCGAUGAACAGCCAAAAGCGGGAAGCGAUGUCGAUGACAUUCUGAACAAGACACUCGCAAGUACUGGCUUCGAUGCAACGCUUCUAGAGAAGGCUAUGGCGGCCAGCAGGGAGCAGUCUCCAACAGAAGCUGAACCCGAGUCCGAAUUCGCUUUUACCACAACCAAGCGUAAGAAGGGCAAGAAAGGCAAGAAGACGGCAGUGGCAGAGGAUGAGGAGGCAAAGAAGUCUGCUGAACAAGCUCGAUCUACUCAGGUCGAAGAGAUGGACGCCGAUGCUCCAGCAGAGGCAUCACGUGAAGAGCCUUCAGCUCCACUUCCAGUGGCUGCGACCGACAAUAAUGAGCACAGCUGGAUGGUACAAGAUGAGAUGGACGUCGAUGCGAUGGACAAGGCUUACAAAGCAUACAAGAAGAACAAGCGACAACAAAAGAAGCUGAAGGCCAGAUCUGGCGGCACAUCGGACAACCCUGAAAGUAGUGCCGUGGACGAUACCGAGCGAUCUGCAAUCAUGUCUGAAGCCGAGGACACAUCGGCAAAGGCAGUCGCUGAGCUGACGAAGGAUGAGGUGACUGGUCAGGACAAAGAUGUGCAACCUACAGUGAAGAGCCCUGGCAGCGCCACCAGCUCCAACAGCAUCGUGCAAUCUGUCUUUCCAGGUCUGGAGCGCAUCAAGCGUCGUGCACCGCCUGCAGGCGCAAACGCAGAUGGCAAGUCACAGGACCGCAGGGCAAGCCAUGAUUCCGGAUCACGCGGCCUGAUGCACACUUCCGAAGUGUCCCAGAACUUGCCAACGGAAGUCCCGCGGUCACCCACCAAGUCGACAGAUCAAUCCUCCGGGUUGCCUGCACUAGCGGCAGGUCUGGCCGCUGCCGGCGUGGGCAUUGCCAGCGCUGCAGGGCAAGACAAAGGGUCCCAAGAUCGCUCACUGCCAUCGCAAGAGUCGUCCUGGUCAUUUGCUGCGCUUCGAGGCGAUGACCAGGCUUUUGUUGAUCCUUCCAAGCAAGAUGCUCAAGACCGAACUGUUCGUGACAGUGGCUAUGAGACUGCGAAGCGCUCCUCACAGCAAACCGACCGCUCAAGUGCUGAGGUGCCACAAAUCGUACGCACGAGCUCCUCCCGCGAUAGCUUGCUACAGCGACGCUCGCUUGAACCGCUGCGUGUUUCGACGCCAACAAGCCCGGACUGGGACAUUCACACGCCGAAGCAGAGACGUGGCAACGACAGUGCACGAGACGUUCCCCACCACGAGCGCAAGUUGAGCGACAACACCCCUCUCGAGCCCACAAGUAAGAACCGCGCGUCUUAUCUCUUCCAAUCCCCCCCUGACCCUCUCGCAGAAGCUGCGCUUUCCCCAUCACAACUUCCAGAGCAGCCAUCACCUAUUCAGAAGCCCAGCAGCACAAAUCACACCAGAGCACAGUCUGCAUCUGUCCCCGCAGAGCACAGUCCGGCACUUAGCUGGGAUGGCAAUCGCGACAGAUCUGCCUUCUCACCGACAUCACCACGAGCUCCUCUCGAUGCCAUACCCGAAGAGCAUGCUCGCCGCCAGCACUCGCGGAAGAGGAGCAAGGCAAGAGCUGAGGUUGGCGGACCAGAAAACAUCAAGGCAGUCCGAAGGACGGAGACGCCCAAAGCAAUUCGGGCACAAGAAGAAGCUCUUUCGCCGUCGAACCGUCGCCAUCGAUCCUCUGGUAGCGGUGGCAUGAGAUCUGUCAGCAGUCCUACCAGUACCUCGGACGAAGUCUUCAACCGUUUGCCAUGGCCACCGGUGGACCAAGAGAACGAGACCGUGCAGCUCGAUCGAUCUCGUCCACGAAAUGGCCCUCUGACGCCCGACUUGCGCUCUGCCAGUGUGCUGAGCGACCGCUCGAAUGUCAGCGGGAACCACUUCAAGUCUCCUCACGAGAUGCGCUCCUACAGCCGGAACAGCAACAGCAGCUCCACGCCCUCGCUCCGCCGCACCAGCCUGUCCGGCGAUCUUCGGGCGGCAAGCAAGCGGGGCGGAUCUGAUCUCGGCUCGCUGAAUGGCUCGCUUGCGGGAUCGGCCGUUGGCGCUAGAGCCUCACCUUCGACCAUUGCCUUUGAGCCACCGCCGACACCACCGCUCGAGCACGAUGAGCUGAUUCACGGAGGCGCCUCGCGCGCAAUGGACACCUCGGACGAUGUUUUUCAAGGAUAUGGCGACGCGCAACGGUCGCAAGUCUCGCCGACGCGUCCGCCAAGCGUGCGAAAGCGACAGAGCAUGCACAUCAACGACCUGGAGACGCGGUUAGAUCUCCUGGUGGCCGAGAACCGCGCACUCCAGGAAGCCCGACAAGCCAGUGAAGGUGCCCGCGGACUGGGCGACGGGUCAUUGCAGGAAGCACUUGAAGCACGUGACCUUCAACUCCAGGCCAAAGAUGCCGAGAUCAACCAGAUCAAGGCCAUGCUGCAACCUUUGCAGGAUGAAGUGGCCCGUCUGACGGAACUGAGCAACGGCCUGACUGAGGCCAACCGCAACCUCGUCGACGACACGAAUGGACGCUAUGCCACCCUCCAGGCCGAGCAUGCCGAAGCUCACAGCAAAUGGCAGGAAACAGCACAGGAACUGGAAGGGAUGCGCAGCGAACAUGGCAGGAUCACCUCCGGCAUGCGAGAUAUCGUGGAAGCUGAAAUCGCGAGCUCGUUGGCCGACAAGAAUGCGGAGAUUCUCCGACUGCGCGAACAGCUUGACAUUGCCGCUGAGCAGAUCCGGGCAUUGCAAGUUCAGAUCCAAUCGUCCAAGUCAUCAGAUUUCCUCGUACAGAGAGACGAAGAUUACUUCGAUGGCGCGUGCCAGAAGCUGUGCCAGCAUGUGCAGCAAUGGGUCUUGCGCUUCUCCAAGAUGUCGGACAACCGCGUGUGCCGCCUCUCGACCGACUUGAACGACGAUAAGAUCGAGGCUCGUCUGGACAAUGCAGUCCUGGACGGCUCUGAUGUGGACAAGCUGCUUGGCGACCGCGUUCGCAGGCGGGACGUGUUCAUGUCAGUUGUGAUGACUAUGGUCUGGGAGUACAUUUUUACACGAUACCUCUUCGGCAUGGACCGCGAGCAGCGACAGAAACUCAAAGCUCUCGAAAAGCUCCUCGCAGAAGUUGGACCACCUCGCGCAGUGGCUCAUUGGCGCGCAACAACACUGACGCUUCUCUCCAAGCGUCCUCAGUUCGAUUCACAAUGCGCUCUCGACACUGAAGCAGUUGCACAUGAGAUCUUCGAGAUCUUGUGCAUGCUAUUGCCACCGCCCUCAAGCUCGAGAAGUCAACUACAAGCAUCUCUACAAAAGGUGCUCCGCAUCGCAGUGGAUCUUGCAAUCGAGAUGCGCACGCAACGCGCAGAGUACAUUAUGCUGCCACCAUUGCAGCCCGAGUAUGACACUAAUGGGGACCUGGUUCGCAAAGUGUACUUCAACUCCUCGCUCAUGAAUGAGCGCUCGGGGCUUUUCAGCUCCAACGAAGAAUUGGCCGCAAAGCAUGCGGUCGUCAAGAUUGUUCUCUUCCCGCUCGUCGUCAAAAAAGGCGAUGAUGUUGGGGAAGGAGAUGAUGAAAUUGUGGUUUGCCCGGCGCAGGUGCUGGUGCAUAACGAUGGAGGGAGGGACAAGAAAAUUGUGAGGGUGAUGAGUGGCGCUAUGGAGAUUGAUGAGCCGAUUCGAAGCAGACAGAGCAAUCGGAGCUUGAUUAGUGAGGCGCAAGGGGGGUCGGAAUUUUGAUGAUUUGACUGAUUGGUGCUGUGUUUGAGGAUUGGGUUGGUAUGGUUUCAAUUCUGCUGAAAUGAGUGAAAUGCGUUGAGGCGAGCAUGACUUUUUAUGACAUUCUACGAACAUGAAGAGUAUAUUAUAUACAGUAUAACAAU